AUGAGUCAAACAACCCUGAAACAGAAAAAGAAGAAUGAGGCCGGAAUGAGGAACUCAAAAGAGAGUCUAGACGGAGAAAAAAGAAAGGAAUCUGACAAAUCGGGAGUCCGUCUGAACACUCAGAUGAAGCGUGCAGUCAAUCCGAAUCACUCGCUGAGAUGUUGCCCCAUGCGGGGUCACUCGUCGUGUAGACGCUGCCUUUGUGCAGCUUUGGGAACAGCCCUUGGCCCCUGCUGCACAUUACAUAUUUAUAUUCACAUGUGCCUGUUGUGGGAGCAGGGCCGGCAGAUCACCAUGAUCAGGGUGAGCAGAGAUCACACUACUGAUUUUGGAGGGGAUUUCCAGGCAAUCUGGGGAUCACAAGAAUUGUUGCCAAAGACUGACUCUCAAGGGUACCUUGUGCGAAAUCAAUGGUCCCGAACAUCCCGAACCCCAUCCAUCAAGGCUGCAUCAGAAGAGCCAAGAAGCAAGAGCAAUAGUGUUAAGCUCCCCAACAGCUCCACGUCCUCCCGGACUUCAUCCACCUCCCCCAACCAGCAGGACUCGCCGCCGCCGACCGCGCCGCCCUCUGCACGGCAGUCCGCACCGAACCAGCAGUCCCUGCCGCCCGACUCACGGCCUCCCACGCCGCCGGAGCCCGAGCCCAGCCACCGGCGGCCCAGCACCAAGACGCAAGAGAAUCCGGAGUCCCGGACGCAGAGCAUCAUGCGGAGCUCGCAGCCGCGGGAAUAUACGCUCACGUCCCCCAUAGAGUGGAAGUCCUACUCCCAGCGCAGGAUGUUCUACCCCUCCUCCGUCCAGCUGGACCCCGACUGCAUGUCCCAGCAGCAGCAGCAGGAGGAGGAAGAGGAGGAAGAGAAGGACGACGAGGAAGCCUACUGGGAAUCCGUGAAGAAGUUCUACGAGAAGGUCCCGAGCUGCUCGCGUCCCCGGCCGCCCAAACCCAAGCACGCCAUCACCAUCGCGGUCUCGUCCCGCGCUCUCUUCAACAUGGUGGAUGCCCGGAAAGUCUACGAGGAAGAGGGUCUGGAGAAGUACAUGGAGUAUCAGCUCAACAACGAGAACGUCAUCCUGACCCCGGGGCCCGCAUUCCGCUUCGUCAAGGCACUGCAGCAUGUCAAUGCUAGACUCCGUGAGCUGUAUCCCAAUGAACAGGACUUAUUUGAUAUUGUACUGAUGACUAAUAACCAUGCCCAAGUGGGAGUGCGGCUUAUAAACAGCGUCAAUCACUAUGGCUUACUGAUUGACCGCUUCUGUCUGACUGGUGGGAAGAGCCCCAUUGGCUAUUUGAAAGCCUAUCUUACCAACUUGUAUCUUUCUGCGGACUCUGAAAAAGUACAAGAAGCAAUACAAGAAGGUAUCGCCUCUGCAACAAUGUUUGAUGGAGCCAAAGACAUGACUUACUGUGACACCCAGCUCCGUGUGGCUUUUGAUGGGGAUGCUGUCCUCUUCUCUGAUGAGUCUGACCAUAUCGCCACAAAGCAUGGGCUGGACAAAUUCUUUCAACACGAAUCACUAUUUGAGAAUAAGCCUCUUGCUCAGGGUCCCUUGAAAGGCUUUCUGGAAGAUUUAGGCAGACUGCAGAAGAAGUUUUAUGCCAAAAAUGAACGGUUACUUUGUCCUAUCAGGACCUACCUGGUAACAGCAAGGAGCGCAGCCAGUUCAGGUGCCCGUGUGCUGAAGACCCUUCGCCGCUGGGGUCUAGAGAUAGACGAAGCUCUUUUCCUUGCUGGAGCUCCCAAAGGUCCCAUCUUGGUGAAGAUCCGGCCCCACAUCUUCUUUGAUGACCACAUGUUCCACAUUCAAGGGGCACAGAAAUUAGGCACCGUUGCAGUUCAUGUACCCUUUGGCUAUGGUCAAAAAUUCAGUGCUUAGGGACAGGGAGGAGAAAUAAAGCAGUGACAGUCUGAUAUCACAGAAGCCACUUCUUUUGGCUCUCUAGGGUAAUUAGAUAGAUACUUCAGUAGACUGGACCUCAGAACUUAGCUCCUUUGAAAAGGUUUUCUCUUGAUUUUUUGGAAAACAUUUUGAACCCUCAAGUUACCUUUAAAGGACUUCUUUUUGAGCUGUCAAUGCUGUUGAAUGCCAUUGCACUUAUCUCUGUGUAAGUCAUAAUGAUGACUCUUUAGGAUGUUAGAACUUGAAUGUUUGCAUGCUUAAGGGGCUGUUUCAGAAGCUUACUUAGUUUCACAAAACAUUGCUCAUUUUCAGAUGAUUGUAGAUGGAAUGAAUUGUAACCAAUCAUCAUUCUGUAGUGGUGUUCAAAAGUGGAAUAAGUAUGAUUAAGUACACGCUUGAAAACUGAAGCCUUUAAUUCUGUUGCCUCUAUGACCAGCUUUUUGACCAAUGCAAAAUGAGAAUGCACUCCACCUGCAUAAGUAUACCAAUUUUGACAUUGCUUAUUUAGAAAUAAAUCAGCUGAUUGUU
This is a messenger RNA of Propithecus coquereli (Coquerel's sifaka), 2427 nucleotides long. RefSeq names its product 5'-nucleotidase, cytosolic IB (gene NT5C1B). Gene Ontology annotation, biological process: adenosine metabolic process; nucleotide metabolic process. Bases 1 to 1875 code for a protein of 624 amino acids. Gene Ontology annotation, molecular function: nucleotide binding; magnesium ion binding; 5'-nucleotidase activity. The record is from RefSeq and is a predicted model, not a curated record. Gene Ontology annotation, cellular component: cytosol; cytoplasm. The transcript is spliced from 10 exons. Lineage: Eukaryota; Metazoa; Chordata; Mammalia; Primates; Indriidae.